AUGCUUUCUUGUUCCGUCGGAGAUGAUGAAGCACUUGAUGCCCCGCGUUCUUCAUAUGGCAACGAAAAACACUGUGUGCUUCAUAAAAUGAUAUUUACAAAUUUCAAAUCAUAUGCACAAAUUCAAGUAGUGGGACCUUUUGAUAACUCAUUUACAGCCGUCGUUGGUCCCAAUGGCUCUGGAAAGUCCAAUAUCAUUGAUGGUCUUCUUUUUGUAUUUGGAUUCAGAUCUUCCAAGCUCCGGCAGCCUAAAGCAAUCGACUUGAUUCAUUGCUCUGAAGAGUACCCGGUUCUUCCUUUUUGCUCAGUCAAGAUCGUAUUUCACUUAUUAGAUCGAAACAGUCAGUGUUUCAGCGAAUUUAUCGUUGAACGCAAAGUGUAUCGUGAUACUGGUCGCUCAGAGUAUCAUUUGAAUGGCACUGUUCGGUCUCUUUCUGAAAUCACACGCAUCAUGCAGCACGAUCUUGGCAUUGACUUAUCGCACCAUCGAUGGCUAAUUUUGCAAGGGGAGGUUGAGUCAAUUUCAAUGAUGAAGCCACGUUCGUUUUCCAGCUCUCCAAACGAAGAGGGGCUGCUAGAAUAUUUGGAGGAUAUCAUUGGCUCAUCUGCUCUUCUUCCAGAAAUAGAAAAUUGCGAAUCUUUGUGGAACGCCGCAUCUGUAGAGUCGAAUAUUGCGCAGGAAAAGUUGCAGCUCGCCGAAGCAGAGGUGCAAGCAAUGCGGCCUGCAGCGGAUGAGGCAUUACAGAGCAUCUCUCGAUUUAACGAGGUCCAAACCAAACGAAUUGCAAUCAUGAAAUCUUUGUUGCAGCAGUUGCACGAUUCUCAAAAGCGGUUACACGAACAAACAGAAAAAAUGCAUAAAAAGCAAACGACCCUUUCCACUGAGAUUGAGGCGAAAAAAAAUCAGAUUUCAGAACAUCGGUCCCGGCGCUUGAAAGAGGAAAACGAGAGAAGAUCAGUACAAAAUUUUAUUCAUUUGGAAAAAGGGAAAUUAGAGCAAACAGAACGAUCCGUGUUAAGGCAAAGGGAGCGCCAUGCGCUUACAAAGACAGCCCUCGACCAAGCGGAUCGGAAUCAUGCCAAGAUGCUGCAGAAACAAAAAGAGGCUGCCAACGCAGCUGAGGAUGCAAAGGAAAUUCCAGAAACCAUUUCCAAGCUUCAAUUGGAGCUAGAAAAGCAGCGAAACCUUUUGACUCCAGAGGUCAUUAAAAAAGAAGAUUUAGUUGCUCUUCGUCGCGAACGAGCCGUUGUUUUCAAACAGCUUCAAGACAUUGAAGUUUUGGAAAACGAAAAGAUCUCACUGAAAAAUGAAAUGGAUGCCAUCUCUAUAGACCGAAAUUUACUCAAUCAGAAAGAAAAUGAUGUAAAAGGGGAGCAUGAGGCCCUCACGAGAUCUCUCCCAGAUCUCUCCGUAUUGGUUUCUUCUAAAGAACAUGCAGUUAUGGAACUUGCCGCGGAAAUUGGCAAUAAUACUGAUGAUGUGGUGGAGGGCGAUAUGAGGUCUUUGGAAUCUAUCAUCUCCUCGAUGCCUGGGGUUAUUGGACGUCUCGGCGACUUGCUCUCGCUUUCUUCUGAUCAGUAUUCCAUUGCAUUUGAGCGGGCAGCGGGAGGUAUUCUUGAUAAUUGGGUAGUGGAGAGUGGAGCUGAUGGCCAGCGUUGUAUUGAUGAGUUGAGGCGUGGGCAGCUUGGUCGGGCUACCUUUGUGGUACUUUCAGAGCUACCAAAAGCCCCAAACUCGGCCUCAAAUUAUCCCGGAAAAGAGGACCGCUCUGUGAUCCGUCUUUUUGAUGUGGUCAAGCCACUCCAAUCGAGGUUCACACCUUUGGCGUAUUAUGCUGUGCGUGGAGAAACCCUUGUGGCGCCCACACUGGAUAUUGGCACACAUAUUGCAUUUGGAACUUCUCAGAGAUACCGUGUAGUCACCAUGAGCGGGGAACUCAUUGAGCCUUCUGGGGCCAUGAGUAGUGGUGGGAAUGGGGCCCCAAAAAGAAAAAAGCAGCCAUCUGCCUCAAUGCAUCAUCAGCGGCAGGAAUUAGCCAAACGGCGUCAAGAGCUUGAGCAGUCACAAGUGCUUCUUUUGGAGGCUACGCAGCGGAUUGAAGCCAUUGUUGGGGUUGAGCUUCCUGCGCUCAAGCAGCGCCUCGCCUCCAUGCAUGCGCGAGAAAAGGUCCUUUUAUUACGCAUGGAGGCUAUCAAGAACGAGAUAUCCCCAAAUAGUGGAAAGGAUUUGCUCGUUUCUCGAUUGGCUAAAAUUGAGGUAGAACUAAGUGCCCAUCAAAAGCAGGAUCCACAACUUGAACUUGUUCUUGAUCUAGAAGAACGUCUUCGCGAAUUAGAGGCUCGCAAGCGAGAUAGCAAUCCCACCGCUCAAAUGCAUGUUGCUGAACAAGCAUUACAAGAUGCAGCGAACUCCCUAGAAGCUGCUCGCCAGACGGAGCGGACAUCGUUUGGAUUACUUGUUGAAAUGGAAGAAAAACUUUCGUUGGCUAAGCAAAAGCUUGAUGCGAUAGAGCAAAAAGAGCGUGCUCAUAUACCUGCUCUCUCCUCUUCAAAAAGCGAGGAGGAAAAGUUAGAGUCAGCUUUGGCUAAAAUAGAGGAGCAUUUUGAAGAUCUUGUUCAAUCUCUAAGCGCCGCUCGUUCCGAAAUAAUAGAGCUGGGAAAGAAGAGCGAGCGCAUGACAGAGCUGCUUAGUUCUUCUGUUUGGGUUGUGGAUCCUGAGCGUCCGUCUGAGCGGCUCUAUUAUUCGGAAAAGUCGUUUCCAUUCCCUCUGGAUCAAUUACACUGCUCGGAUGAAGCCAUGUUAUCGCAGCUAGAGCGGCAGGCCGGCACCAUUUGGCAGACCUCGUUUGCGGGGGUGCUAUCUGCUUGGAAUGCACGAAGAGAGGCGGUCCAAGAUGCUAGUGCGCUAGCACAAGCAGCCUUUCAGGCUAAGGAGGCGGCUUGGAUGGCAUUUGAUGUCGCUAAACGCGCCAGGCUCGAUCUUUUCAUGUCAGGCUUCAGAGAAAUCUCUGACUGCCUCAAGUCUAUUUAUCAAAUGAUCACACUCGGGGGCAAUGCCGAGCUCGAAUUGGUUGACUCGCUUGACCCCUUCUCUGAAGGUGUGCUCUUCUCAGUAAUGCCACCCAAGAAGGCCUGGAAGAACAUUUCUCAGCUCUCUGGCGGCGAAAAGACGUUGAGCUCGCUUGCAUUGAUUUUUGCAUUGCAUGCGUUCAAGCCAACCCCCUUCUACGUGAUGGAUGAAAUCGAUGCCGCCCUGGACUUUCGCAAUGUUUCGAUCAUUGCCAACUUUAUUAAGCAAAAAACACAAAAUUCACAGUUCAUCGUUGUGUCGCUCAGAAAUAGCAUGUUUGAAGCCGCAAAUGUCCUUGUAGGUGUUUACAAGACACUUAAUUGUACACAAUCGAUAACGGUGCAGCGCGCGCUUGUUGACAUGUAG
Mitosporidium daphniae is the source of this 3435-nucleotide messenger RNA. RefSeq names its product structural maintenance of chromosomes protein. Gene Ontology annotation, biological process: mitotic chromosome condensation. The coding region runs from base 1 to 3435 and encodes 1144 amino acids. Gene Ontology annotation, cellular component: chromosome. Lineage: Eukaryota; Fungi; Microsporidia. The record is from RefSeq and is a predicted model, not a curated record. Gene Ontology annotation, molecular function: ATP binding; ATP hydrolysis activity; protein binding. The transcript is spliced from 4 exons.